Messenger RNA from Raphanus sativus (radish), 1113 nucleotides. Its product is annotated as transcription factor MYB15. The record is from RefSeq and is a predicted model, not a curated record. The transcript has 3 exons. NCBI's taxonomy places the organism in Eukaryota, Viridiplantae, Streptophyta, Magnoliopsida, Brassicales, Brassicaceae. The coding region runs from base 124 to 984 and encodes 286 amino acids.
AUCUUCUCACACUCAUCAACAACAUUUGAUCAUAUAGCUCAUAAGCAUUUGAUCAGCACAAUCUAUCUCGAUUUUACCCACAAUACAAACUUUUCAUCAGUAAUCAAAACACAUCAUUGGAAGAUGGGAAGAGCUCCAUGCUGCGAGAAGAUGGGAUUGAACAGAGGCCCAUGGACGCCUGAAGAAGAUCAAAUUUUGGUCUCUUUUAUCCAUCAACAUGGCCAUAGUAACUGGCGAGCCCUCCCUAAGCAAGCUGGUCUUUUGAGAUGUGGAAAAAGCUGUAGACUUAGGUGGAUGAACUAUUUAAAACCUGAUAUUAAAAGAGGCAAUUUCACCCAAGAAGAGGAGGAUGCUAUCAUUAGUUUGCACCAAAUCCUUGGCAAUAGAUGGUCAGCAAUCGCAGCAAAAUUGCCAGGAAGAACGGAUAAUGAGAUCAAGAACGUAUGGCACACUCACUUGAAGAAGAAACUCGAAGAUUAUCAACCAGCUAAACCUAAGGCCAGCAACAAGAAAAAGGGUACUAAAACCAAACCUCAAUCUGUACCAGCGAAAUUAAACAGCACCAGAAGCGAAGCGGGGCUCGCAAAUUCAUCAACACCUUCUUUUGAAAGCUUGUUCUCUGCUUCACCUUCGUCGAGUGAUGAGGUUUCUUCGGUGACAUUCUUGAGCCACGAAGGUCAUAUCAACGAGGCUAAGAUGGAUAGUAAAUCGGGAGAAAUGAUUACUACAAUAGAUCAUGAUUCGUUAUCUUUCAUUAACUUCGGAGAAGACAUCGACGAGAGCUUCUGGAACGAGACGCUUUAUAGCCAAGAUGAAGAAAACAACGCGUCGAAUCCUGAAGUGGCUGGUUUUGAUGAGAUGCAACAAGAUUUUCAGCAAUUUGGCUCCGUUGGUAAUGAGAUGGUUUUCGACAGUGAGAUGGACUUCUGGCUCGAUGUAUUGGCUAGAACUGGUGGGGAACAAGAUCUAUUAUCUGGGCUUUAAUGGUGCAAAUUUUGUCUAGUUAGUUUAUUAAUUAGCGGUUGCCUUUUGCGAAAAAAAUUGUUCAUUUGUUUCUCCAGGACGAGUAGUUAGUUCAGUAAUAAUCAAUGAUAAGUGAUAAACUACAACGUA